Messenger RNA from Xyrauchen texanus (razorback sucker), 8361 nucleotides. It is a transcript of the gene kif5ab, whose product is annotated as kinesin family member 5A, b. Gene Ontology annotation, biological process: microtubule-based movement. The coding region runs from base 80 to 3121 and encodes 1013 amino acids. NCBI's taxonomy places the organism in Eukaryota, Metazoa, Chordata, Actinopteri, Cypriniformes, Catostomidae. The record is from RefSeq and is a predicted model, not a curated record. Gene Ontology annotation, molecular function: microtubule motor activity; ATP binding; microtubule binding. The transcript has 29 exons.
CUCUCUCUCUCUCUCUCUCUCUCUCUCUCUCUCUCUCUCUCUCUCUCUCUCUCUCUCUCUCUCUCUCUAGCAUCACAGGAUGGCUGAUGUCAGUGCAGAAUGCAACAUAAAGGUCUUGUGUCGAUUCCGACCCCUGAAUCAGUCUGAAAUCGUCCGUGGGGACAGAUUUAUUCCCACAUUUCAGGAAGAUGACACUGUCAUCAUUGGGGGCAAGCCGUAUGUCUUCGACAGAGUAUUCCCCACUAACAGCACACAAGAGCAGGUGUACAACACCUGUGCCAAACAUAUCGUCAAAGAUGUUCUGGAGGGAUACAACGGCACCAUCUUUGCAUACGGACAGACGUCUUCUGGAAAAACGUUCACUAUGGAGGGAAAACUUCAUGAUUCUAACGGAAGAGGAAUUAUUCCCCGGAUUGCUGAAGACAUCUUCAACCACAUUUACACCAUGGAUGAAAACUUGGAGUUCCACAUUAAGGUCUCGUAUUUCGAAAUCUACAUGGACAAAAUUCGUGACCUUCUUGAUGUGAGUAAGACAAACUUAUCUGUGCAUGAAGACAAGAACAGAGUUCCAUAUGUGAAGGGCUGCACGGAGCGUUUCGUCUCGAGUCCUGAAGAAGUGAUGGAUCUUAUAGACGAGGGCAAAGCAAACCGCCACGUCGCUGUAACAAAUAUGAACGAGCACAGCUCGAGGAGUCACAGUAUCUUCCUCAUCAACAUCAAACAAGAACACGUGGAGACCGAACAGAAACUCUGCGGGAAACUUUAUCUCGUGGAUCUGGCCGGAAGUGAGAAGGUGAGUAAGACAGGUGCAGAGGGAGCCGUCCUGGAUGAAGCCAAGAACAUCAAUAAAUCUCUGUCUGCUCUGGGGAAUGUUAUAUCGGCUCUAGCUGAAGGAACGAAGACUCACGUACCGUACAGAGACAGUAAAAUGACCAGGAUCCUGCAGGAUUCUUUAGGAGGAAACUGUAGAACCACCAUGUUCAUCUGCUGCUCUCCUUCUGCCUUUAAUGAUGCCGAGACCAAAUCAACACUCAUGUUUGGACAACGUGCAAAGACGAUAAAGAACACAGCGUCAGUGAAUCUGGAGCUGACAGCAGAACAGUGGAAGAGAAAAUACGAGAAAGAGAAAGAGAAGAACAAGAACCUGAAGGAGAGCAUGCAACGACUGGAGGCGGAGCUUAACCGCUGGCACAACGGUGAAUCAGUGUUUACUGUUCUCUCUGAUGUCAGCGAUGAUGCGGCUUUAGACGGUCAGACCAACAAAGACACAAAUUCACCGUGUGUCAAAGUCACUGAGGAAGACAAACUCAAAUAUGAGGAAGAGAUACGCAAACUCUAUAAACAACUCGAUGACAAGGACGAUGAGAUUAAUCUACAGUGUCAGUUAGUUGAAAAACUGAAGGAGCAAAUGCUGGAACAAGAGGAGCUGCUAGCAUCAUCGCGCGGGGACGGUGAGCGUGUGCAGUGUGAGUUGAGUCGUCUGCAGUCGGAGAGCGACAGCGCGAAGGCCGAGGUGAAAGAAGUUCUACAGGCUCUUGAGGAACUCGCUCUGAACUACGACCAGAAGAGCCAAGAAGUCCAAGACAAAACCGCUCACAACAGACAGCUCGCCGAGGAACUGUCGCACAAAACCUCGGAUCUGGUGUGUUUGGAGGCGGAGUUUUCAAGGCUACAGGAAUUGAGUGGCCAGCAGAAGAAACGCAUCACUGAGGUGUUAAACACCCUCAUGAAGGAUCUAAACGACUUCAGCUUCAUUUUGGGAAAUGGUGACAUCAGAAUGACGUGUGAUUUUUCGGGUGUGUUAGAGGAGGAGUACGCAGUGGUGUGUGUGUAUGUGAGUAAGGUGAAGUCUGAGCUGAAGUCAGUGGUGAAACGCUGCAAAUAUCUGGAGACUUUACAGUCAGACUGUCAUCGAAAGAUGGAGGAGACCGGACGAGAACUGUCGAGCUGUCAGCUGCUUAUUUCACAGCAUGAAGCAAAGAUUCGCUCUCUGACAGAGUACAUGCAGAACAUUGAACUAAAGAAGAGACAGUUGGAGGAGAAUUACGACUGUCUGAGUGAAGAACUCGCCAAACUACAGACUGCAGAGAGCAAUCCAGAUAAUCAGCAGCACACUGACGAGUCUGGAAGGGUGAAGAAAUCAGACGCUCAUCAUGAACCACAACACAAGCAGCUCGGACGGCUGCGUGACGACAUCAACCACAAACAGAAGAUCAUCGAUGAACUCACAGAUGAGAAUCAGCGGUUGAGUUUAGAGCUGGAGCAGAUGAAUGUUGAGUUUACCGCCCUGAAGGAUCGAGAACAUGAGAAAACUGUACAACUAGAGGAGCUCAGAUAUCUCAAUGAACGUCAUGAACAGUCCAAACAGGACAUGAAGGGGCUGGAGGAAACAGUUGCUCGAGAGCUCCAGACCCUCCACAACCUGAAGAAGCUGUUUGUUCAAGACCUCACGACUCGAGUUAAAAGGAGUUCUGAGUUGGAGCUUGAUGACAGUGGGGGGAGUUCAACCCAGAAAAAGAAGAUUUCCUUUCUUGAAAACAACCUGGAUCAGCUUACGAAAGUUCACAAACAGUUGGUUCGUGAUAAUGCAGAUUUACGCUGUGAACUUCCAAAGCUGGAGAAACGUCUUCGCUCUACGGCUGAGCGUGUUAGGGCGCUGGAGGACACACUGAAAGACACUAAAGAAGGAGCCAUGAAGGACCGUCGGCGUUACCAGCAGGAAGUGGAGCGCAUCAAAGAUGUCAUGAGAGCCAAAAACCCGUUCAGACGACCUCAUUCGGCUCUCAUUGCCAAACCGAUUCGUCCAGGACAUUACCCCGCCUCUUUAUCUGUCAAUCACAUGUUCAUGCGCUCUGGGGAUCAGCCAAUCACAUUCAGCAAUGUGAUGUUCAGCAGCGCCAGUCAAAAACCCAAAUCAACUCCAGCAAAAACCGACUGCAGUCAAACCAGCAAAGCGUCUGACGACGAGAUCACAGUGAAUCCUGCUAACUCCAUGAACUCCACUCUGAACAACACCAACGGUAAAGCCACCGACAUGAAUUAUAACAGCAUGACGCUCAAUGUCGACCAAUCGGAAGAUCCCCAACACAAACAUAUUCGACAAGAGAAGCCUUGUCCAUAAGACUCCAGUGGUUUAAUCCAUGUCUUCAGAAGUGAUAUGAUAAGUGUAGGCGAUUCAUACUUCAAUACUGAAUUCUCCUUUGUAGCUUUUGCAUGUUGCCUGCAGUUCUCAGUGACGUCCACUCGACUUUAUUCUUUAAUUUAACUCAGUUUUCACAGAGCUGCCGUGGUUGAGAGUGACAUCACACACAUGACCAGCAGUUGGCGCUGUUGUUUAGUUCAGUUUGUCGGAAUUUUCUCUUCGGAAUUUCACGCAAUCCAACUAACACGUGCAGGGAUGUCCGAACGUCCACUUAAUUAUAUUAUCAGCAUAAAAAUGUGACUGAAACGUUGAAUUUAAAAAUGUGUACAACUGUUGUAGUAUGCAAGGAAAUCUGAAGAGGUCACAUGAUCUAUGUCACAAAUGUAUUGCAUGCCAUUAGUAACCUAGAAAUAGUGCAGAAUUUUAAAUAUUUCUUAAUUCUUCUUUAAAAUGUCUAUUUUUCCUUCAUGAAAUGUUUACAUUAAGAGGUGAGCAGAAAGUUGAUAUGAGAUUUAAAGCACUUAAUCCUUAUGAAGACAAACCUUUUGAUGGUGUUAAUAACUGAGAGUCACGACGAAAUUCUGUAGCUAUUUUUAUGUAGUUGUAACUAUUUUUAUACUCAUAUUUAUAUGACAGAGUAGCAUUAUGUUGGUCAGUGUAUUUGGAUGCACAGAUUUAUAUGCAUUAUUUAUCUCUGUAGCAGCAUUGUUGCAUAAUUUAAACAUAUUUUAUUACUCAAAAAGUGUGAGAACUUAAUGAAGUCAGAAAGAAUGGUAAAGAGAGAUUAUAUAUGAAUAAAUAGAAGGGAAAAGAGGAUAAAAGUCAUUUCUAAGUAGACUAGAUUUGUUUUAUAACCCUCCUAUGUUAUAAGAUACAUUUAAUAAGAACGGUUUGCUUUAUCUGAUUAGUGCGAAAUUUAAGGCUACGUCUACGUUAAUGCGGAUACGGCGUUUUCGUUUCAAAACGCUCCCCGUCCACACUAAUGUUUUCAAACAUCACGUUUUCCAAAAGUUGCUCGUCCACACUGAAACGUUUGAAAACGCUUACAUCGUGUCACUGCGCAUGCGGGAAAUCCCCACUGCAUGUACGGUCUGAAACGCAAUUGUCCUCGUGCUCCGUCUCCGGACGCCAAUUCCGAGUAAACUUCCCUUCGCCUUUGAAGAAUCGCAAUGCGAAGGUUGUACAAAGUAACAUUUAUUUUUUAACAACGCUAUCAAAGUGGCCCUGCGAUGGACUGGCGACCUGUCCAGGGUGUCCCCCGCCUUUCGCCCAAUGUUAGCUGGGAUAGGCUCCAGCCCCCCGCGACCCUGUACACAGGAUAAGCGGUUGACGAUGGAUGGAUGGCUAUCAAAGUGAGUUUCAGGCACAACAGUGCCACUAUAACACCGGCCGCCAUCUUGAUUGUUUUGGUUGGAUAGAUCACAUGACUAAAAAUGCGUCAUCGCUUAUAGCGUCCGUUAUCACAGUCCACACUACAGCGCGAAAAUGGCGUUUCAAAUUUAUCCACUUUGGAGUGCGUUUUCAAAACGGAGAGAAAAAGACGCGUUUUCCAACAAAAACUUAUUAGUGUGGACUAGGCCUAAGUGGUCGUAUAAAAGAAGCGUCACCUUUGGUAUUCGUGGUCAAAAUUGACCGACCAUUGAGAACCAUUGACAUCUGAGACUUUAGCCCUAGUGGCCACCAGAGGUCGCUAGGUGUUUAUGAGACUUUUAGUUUGAAGUUUUGUUUACCUGCCCAGCUGUAUCUCAUUUACCUCGUUUGCCCCAAAUGUAUUUAAUGUCCUUGUGUUUGCUUGUGUCUUUGUCAGUUGUUUCCUGUUAUCCCCAUGGAUGUAAAAUGUGUUCUGUUCCUGAGUUUUAGUUUUGUUCCUGUUUUUAUGUCACAGCUGAGAAUUUUGACCUAGUGACCUCUGGCGGCCGCUAGGGCAAAAAUCUCAGGCGUGACAAAAUGAAUGGGAAAUAGCAAAAAACAGUGACUGUAUUUAUUUGUCAAAUACAAUCAAUAAAUCAGCAACAAUGCAGAAAAAAACCCCCAAAAUGACAGGGUGAGACUCUAAAACAUCCUCAGUGACACACACACACAAACUGUGUCUUCUCUUUGUAACGCCAUGGUCAGGUUUGAUCGCAGCAUGACGACAUUAACUGCAAAAACUGACACUUCAAAUCAAUUUAAAAUGUUAAACUUUGACAAAUAAUAGUUUGAUCAUGUCUACAUAUAUACCCAAAUGCAUAUCUUAUGAUAAAAUAUAAAAUUAGGUUUCAACACAGUCAUUUACUGGCUGUUACUGGCGUCACAUGAUGUUUAUGUCGUUAUUUAUAUUUUGUUCAGCAGAUGGCAGAAAUCUGUCUCCAAUUUAUGUCACAUUGUCAUAUUUUAUUCAUGUUUCAACUUAUACGAUUUAUAUGAUUUAUUAAUUUUUUUUUCCAAAAAGUUGCUUAUUUGUAUUUGCAAAUUAAUGGUCAUUUUUAGCAGAGGUGGGCGAGUUACACGACUCGAGAUGCAAAUUUAAGGACUUGUGACUUGCUUGAGUAAAUGAAGAAAAUGACUUUGACUUGAGAAGCAGCGAAUCGAGACUUGAACUGAAUGACUUGUUGAAUGUUUUUAUUAUUAUUAUUUUCAGUAACUUAUAAUAAACAUUAAUGAAGUGUGUUUAGAAAAUAUUGCGACAUCAAUUAAUUCAAAUGCAAACAUUUUAUCCCGCCAGCACCACUGCGCUCACAAUGCGCGAAAAUUACCAAUGAUUGUCCAGUUCCCAAAAUAAUCUCCUUUGGAUAUAGAUUUCGAAUUGGACCAUGUGAAUAAAAAAGUACGAAAAUAUGCAACGCAAAAAUAUCCGAUACAACCACCACAACCUCGAAUUUCAUCAGACAUUUCAAAAACCACAAGGAAAGGUGAGUGAAUCAUUUAAUUAUCCAGAAAUGAAUAUGUAUAAUUACUGUUCAAAUGUUUGAGGAUUGUCAGUAAAUUAACGAUUAAUUCAAAACAAUUAAAAACUAUUAAUUUCAUGUUUUGUAGCAUGACGUGUUUGAAAUGACCCGACAUUGCAUCUAAAUGUGCGUGUGCCUUUUCUAAACCUUCUCAACAGUCAACAAUACACCAUAACCAUUUAUUGACAAUAUAACACUUUAUUUAAAAUGUGAUAAAUAGUAUAAAAUAUACAGAAUGACUCGUGACGAAACCAAGUGCUCUCAUAGUGAUUAUGACUUUAACUAAAGCCCUUGAAUGCAAAACAUUUAUGAUUAUUUGAUAUAAAUGUCUCUCUGAAAGGAACUGACUGUCUUCAAUGGCAUUUCCUUGUCAUCUUACCUCUGAAUAAUGCCUAGUAAAGUAUUGUUUAUAAGUGCAGGGCUGCUUUGUGUACAGGCGUUACCGGGGUAACAGCUGCUUUGUGUACAGGUGUUACCGGGGUAAAAGCUGCUUUGUGUACAGCCGUUACUGGGGUAACAGCUGCUUUGUGUACAGGCGUUAUCAGGGUAACAGCUGCUUUGUGUACAGGCGUUAUCAGGGUAACAGCUGCUUUGUGUACAGGUGUUACCGGGGUAACAGCUACUUUGUGUACAGGCGUUAUCAGGGUAACAGCUAUAUUUCUGCUGCAUAAGCGCCCCCUACUGUCCGAGAGUGAAUUAGCAUUUUCAUUCAGCACAUCUGGUGUUUUUGUUAGAUUAAUAUGAAAAUCUGACCGCAUUUUUACACACACACACACACACACACACACACACACACACACACACACACACACACACAGUGUUAUACAUUUUAACCGGUUAAUUCUAAAAAUCUAAACAAUUCCGUUAAUAAGGUAUCUAGAAGUAUUCACAGUAUUUUUAAAUGCUCGACUUGACUGAUUUGUCUGCACUGGACUCGAGACUUGCUUGUGACUUGAACACGUGUGACUUAUUCCCACCUCUGAUAUUUAGAAAUGUGCAUGUAAAUAAGAUCAAAAUAGCAUAAAGUCACAAAGUAAACGCAUACUUUUAUUGUCCUUACUUCAGGGAAGAAACGGUGUUAUUAUCAUCAUCAAAAAAGGGUUACACAUCUAAACCUUCCGGUCAAAAAUGACCGCGAAUACCAAAAGAAGGUGCCAUUUUUCAAUACCAUAGGGGGGUUAAAUCAGGCCUUUAAAUGCAACAGAAAUAGGGUUGAGUUUGAGAAAACACACACUCACACACACACACACACAGUUUCUGAAAAUGUCUGUGUGCUUAUGGUCUGACCUUUGACCUCUUUACACAUCCUGAUCUGUCAGUUAGGAUGAGAGGAACAAGUCAGAUGGAGAGAAUGAUAUUUUUUGAUGGUGCUGAAGGUAUAUAUAUAUAUAUAUAUAUAUAUAUAUAAUGCAAUAAAAUGCACUUUAUAAUACCACUUAUAAUCAGCUGUAUGAUCUUUGAUAGUUGCAUCUGCUGUUGUAACACAUUAUAAUGUGUACCUAGUGAUAGUUACACCUUAACUUUAUUAAAACACAUGCACAGUGUGUUAUUUCAUGUGUAUAUCUUAUGUCUUCUGAUUUAUUACUCUUUCAAAAUGAUCCACAAAUGGCUAGUUCAGGUGAUAUACAUAACUGCUUUUACACUUGAAAAGAUAGAAUGUGUAUUAUAAGGCAUUAUAUAGUGUUUUUACAUCCAAAAAUGUCCAGUUUGUAGUUUUGUUUUGCAGAGAAAUCGAACAAUGUUUAGUUGCGUUUAUGCUUAUAAAAAUAAACGAAUAUUUGCCAAUGGGUUGAGAGAGAAAAAACUCGAUUUAAAGGGCAAACAAGAUCAUUUUUAUUUCCCCUUUGGCAAAUAGUUGUUUCCUCAUCUAAACAUAAAUCCCACCAAUUUUGGUGAGAUUUCUCUGAAAACAAGAUGUAAUAUCACAUGCCAUUUUACAGGAGCUCCUCAAGUCAUUUUCCCCUUGUUUUAAGGACGUUUAGGUAUUUUUACUGGAAAAUAGGACCAAAAAAACUACAAAACAAAAGAUUUUAUGCUCUUGUCUGACUUAAAAGAAUAAAUAAUAAAGUUUCUGUGCAUUCACGCAAAUAAUAAACGUUGUAAAUAUAGAGUUAAAUGCUAGAAUGGCACACGCGUGGUGAAGAUCUACAUGCUAAUAUACCCCCCGAUGGACGUGAGGAUGUGUUUUAUUAUUUAAUUGUCUUUUUGUUGUAUUUUGUUUUAGUUGUGCAUGAAGGACAAUGUACUUUCAAGCAGAAGAACUUGAAACAUGUUUCAAUAAAGAGAAUCCAG